Molecule: messenger RNA, 2478 nt
Organism: Neoarius graeffei (lesser salmon catfish)
Lineage: Eukaryota; Metazoa; Chordata; Actinopteri; Siluriformes; Ariidae
Exons: 18
Coding region: 1-2478 (825 amino acids)
Molecular function (GO): protein binding; ATP binding; ATP hydrolysis activity
Source: RefSeq, a predicted model, not a curated record
AUGAAUGUUAGACGUGUUUACUUAAACACACUUGUGUAUUGCAGCACAUAUAACAACCUCUGGAAUGAAGCUCAUGAGAAACUGGAGGAUCUUCUGCACCAGGAGCUUCCCUCCGAGCCCUUAAAGCCUGAGAAAGACCGUGUGGUGUUCUUCCAGCGCCUCGCCACCCUGUACGUGCACUACAUCAGAAUCUUCAGGCAGCUGGAGGACGCCUACGAUCAGAUGGUCCACCCGCAGAAGAGGAGGCUGAUCCGGGUCGUACUCGACGGCGUGAUCGGACGUGUCAUAGAGCUGAAGAACGAGAUGGUAGCGAAGGAGUACUCCGAGUAUCAUUUCAUGGAUGAUGUCAUCCAGGAUUUGAAAAUGACACCUGAGGAUCUCGAGAUCCCAAUCCCGAAGUACUUCCUUAACGAACGGCGUAAAGUGCUGCAGGAGCGAACCGCAGUUCUGUCCAGGAUACUGGACCAAAAUAAAAAGGAGGAAAAAUCAGAACCUGAGGAGACACGCUUCCUGAGUCGGCAGGAGGCCAUCAGGAUCGUUCAGGUGUCCGAGAGGGCGCGGCAGGGUCGCCUGAGGACAAACAUCAUGCAGGAGAUCCGCAAGGAUGCGGAGAGACAGAGGAAGACGAAAGACAAGGAUCUCGCUCAAGAUGUGUUGGAACAGGCUGCUAUUCAAAUCCAGAAGGUGUGGAAAGGUUUCAUUCAGAGGAAGAGGACGAAGCAGGAGCGUGAAGAGGAGAUGAUUUUCUUGGGCAUGGCCAUGAAGCCUGGUGAGGCUCAGCCAUGCCCCGCUGUAGUCCUGGAGGAAGAGAAGAAAGCGAUGAAGAGGAAGAAGCAGCAGGAGCACGAGGAGGAUUAUCAGAAGGCUCUGAUCUCCGUCUCCGAGAUGCUGCGAGAGACUGAGGGCCCGGACAUGAAGGAAAUGAUGGAGGCUCAGAUUAGACAGUGGUUGAUCGAGUGCCUUGAUGCAACGGGUUCCUUUCCUGAAUAUCCAGAUGUGGAAGAAGGUGGCUCAGCUGUUAUUUUUGCGAAUAAAACACCUGAGCAGCUGAUGGAAGAGCUGGCAGAGAGAGAAGAGGACGAAGACAGCAAAAUGCUGAAAGAGAAAGAACAGCAGAAAGGCAAAGCAGAAGAGGAGGAACAGGAACCCGGACUGACGUUUCUGCCGUCUGCUUUUCUGUCCGAGCUCCAGAACGACCACAAGACGUUUACAGUGGUCUGGCAGGAGCGUGACGAGUUCAAGAACUUCAGCCAAAGACACGACACGGAGCUCGUUAAAGAAGAGAAGAGGAAAGAGCUCGAGGCAGAAAUACGACUACAGGUGGACGAGUUGAUGAGGCAGGAACUCGCUAACUGGAAGUUGGUCAUGGAAGGAGGUAAAGGCAGGAAGGACAAGUCUGGAGGAAAGAAGAAGAAGGGAGCGAAGGGCGGGAAGAAGAAAAAGAAAGAGAAAGACCUAACAGCUGACAGGAGCUUGGAGUCGCUGUAUGAGGAGCUGGUGAAGGAAGGUCUGCUGAAACCAGUGGAUAACGUCAAACUAUGCGACUUCAUAGGAGACUACAGCUACCUCGGCACGACCCUGAGGCAGAGCGACAUCGAGCCCAUGCCUUCAUUAUCCGACGUGCGCCAAGUUAUAUCUCUCUGUGCCGUCUUACCACUGGGCUCCCAGGUGAUCCAUGAGAAAGCCCCUCUCGUAAAGGCCAUGCUCCUGGUGGGGCCUUCAGGAGUGGGGAAGAAGAUGCUCGUCCAUGCUAUCUGUCAGGAAGCAGGAGCUAACCUGUUUGACCUUUCCCCUUUGAACCUGGCGGGGAAGUAUCCAGGCAAGCGUGGGCUCCAGAUGAUGCUGCACAUGGUGUUUAAGGUUGCCAAAUUAAUGCAGCCAUCUGUGGUGUGGAUCGGAGAUACUGAAAAAAUGUUUUAUAAGAAAGUACCAAAGGAUGAGAAAGAGUUAGAUCCAAAGCGGCUAAAGAAAGAUCUGCCGAAAAUCCUGAAAACGAUCAAAGGUCAAGAUCGUGUUCUGAUCGUUGGGACGACAAACAAUCCACUCAAAGCAGACAUCAAGGCUAUGUGUAAGGUUUACACCAAGAUCAUCCUCAUCCCACGGCCGGACUACACCUCGAGGUUUGUCAUGUGGAAGGAACUGAUCCGGAGGAACGGCGGUGUUGUGACCAGCGCCCUGGACCUCAGCUCCUUGGCUAAGAUCUCAGACGGAUACACGCAGGGUCACAUGGUGCAUGUGGUGAAGGAGAUCCUGACGGAGAAGCGAAUUCAGGAGCUCGCGAAAUGCCCGCUGACCACCGAAGAGUUCGUCUCGCCUCUCGCCAAGAUCGACCCUGUGUUCCAGAACGAAGAGGAAGCCCUCAAAAGCUGGUAUGCGAAGACUCCUCUAGGUAAGAAGAGGGCCGCGUUAGCGAUGGACGGAGAGGAAGACGGAGCAGCUAAAGGAGGCAAAGAUGACAAGAAGAAAGGAAAGAAGUAA